Messenger RNA from Trichoderma citrinoviride, 1281 nucleotides. RefSeq lists its product as hypothetical. The transcript is spliced from 4 exons. Bases 1 to 1281 code for a protein of 426 amino acids. The record is from RefSeq and is a predicted model, not a curated record. Lineage: Eukaryota; Fungi; Ascomycota; Sordariomycetes; Hypocreales; Hypocreaceae.
AUGGACCAACCGCGCAAACGGCCUCCCAGCCCAGACCUCAUACCCAACCCUCUCAUCAAGAAACGCAACCUCGACUGGUCCCUCGACUCCCCAGCAUCUCAUCGCCCUAUAUCCCCUCCUCCUGUCAGCAAACCAGCAGCAGCUCCCGCCUCAACAACAACAUCAACAACCGCCCAGAUCGAGGCCGGAGCCGUCCAGAUAUCCGACCACCUGGCGCGCUUCUCGUCCUCCCUCUCGUCGCACCUGCGCCCGACAUCGGCUGGCGUCCCUCGGCUGUCCGUCGCCCGCUACGCGCGCCUGUACGAGAGCUGCGCGGGCAGCCCCGGCGGUGCGCAUUUCGUGGUGCAUCAGCACGACCACCCCGUGGCCGGCACCCACUACGACCUCCGCCUCCAGAUCAAUGAGACCAGCAGCGUCAGCUGGGCCGUCAUGUACGGGCUGCCCGGCGAUGCCAACAGCAGCCGCCUGAGCCGCAAUGCCACCGAGACUCGCAUCCACUGUCUUUGGGCAAGUCCGCUGUCUUCAUCCUCGCCAGACACAGGCUCCCUCCUCAUCUGGGACACGGGCACAUACUCCGUCCUCCCGCGCCGCAGCAAGCACGCCCCUCCAGACGACCCAUCCUCACCGCCAGCAGCGGCACCAGCAGCCUCUCCUUCUCCUCCCUCAUCACCGCAGCAGCAUUCCCCUCCUCCUCCCCAGGCGACGGCCCAAUCUCUGCUCCACGCCGCCUUCCAGACCCGCAAGAUCCGGCUGCGUCUCCACGGAGCAAAGCUCCCCGACCCGUACGUCAUCAAUCUCCGCCUGACCAAGUCGGAGGAUGCCGCUGGGCGGUCUAGGGGUCUGAGGGCGCGGGCUAAGUAUGAUGAUGGCCUUGAUCUUAUCGAGGGAGAGAGAAAACAGGAGCCCUCUCCCAAACGACGAGCCAAUCAUGACGCGCCCUCCGUAAGCGAGGAGCAUCUCAAACAACAAGACGCACAAGUCCGUCUCACAAACGCCUACACAGGCGCAUCCAACACCAUCGGCAGCGUAUACCAGCGAAGAUGGUACCUCUCGCUGGACCGCCGCGCAUCCGGCUUCACCGAGAAGCGGCGCCGUGGCGGCCACGCUGAUCCUUUGUCGGGCCCGGAGCCGGGAUUGUGCCGGCUUUCGUACCCGUUUUACGUCCGGGGGCCGCAGUUUGAGCGGAGCGUCGUCACGGGCCGGCUGGCGGAGGAUAUUCUGCGGGACGAGGGCGUGACUGGCUUCGUCCCUAGGAAGGGGUGGACGCCAGUGUUGAAAUGA